Aspergillus steynii IBT 23096 is the source of this 2122-nucleotide messenger RNA. RefSeq names its product glycerophosphocholine acyltransferase. The record is from RefSeq and is a predicted model, not a curated record. NCBI's taxonomy places the organism in Eukaryota, Fungi, Ascomycota, Eurotiomycetes, Eurotiales, Aspergillaceae. The transcript is spliced from 3 exons. The coding region runs from base 282 to 1835 and encodes 517 amino acids. Gene Ontology annotation, biological process: phosphatidylcholine biosynthetic process.
UGUCUGCCGUUGUUUGUUCUCGACUUCAACUUCGUGCGCCUUGUUCAGUCAUGCGCUGCUGUUGCUGAAGAACACUGGUCCGUUGAGUCGUUGCAAAUCCCACCUGAUCUGUUCCAAGGUUAUUCGACCCACGGUUCCUUCAUUCCACAACCUAUCGGACAUAGGACGACUGUAGUAUACGCUACUUCUUAUCUGCUUGGCAGUAUCACUGUCUGAUCCGUCGACCCUAUCCGCACCAACGCGACGGUCCCCCCAUCUUUAUUUUCCAACAGAAACUCAUCAUGGAGGACGGUGGCGCCGACCUAAACGUGCCGGCGAAAGGUGACUCGCCUUUACUGCGCGCAGCCGCAGGCGACGACCUAUCCGACGUGGACGAGCUCACAGAUUCCUCCGACAACUACUACUCACCACCUGGGUCGCCUGGGAGGCUGUCCCGGAGUCCAUCAUUCUCGUAUCAGGAUGAUUGGGAGACCUUCCCAUCGCUUGACCAGCUCUCGGUUUUUGACCUGCUCGACAACCUGUCCCUUUCGCAGCGGCUGGAAAAGCUCCAGCAAACAAUCAAUGCGCAGAAAGAAAAAGUGAGGAAACAACGCGAGAAACUGAGAUAUACUUCUAUAAAUGCAAAGGAUCGCGUCGUGGGCGAAUGGAAAAAGCGGGUUCCCACGGCCGACGAGCGCCUCGACAAGUAUCGCCGGCGGAUGAAGGUUGGAGUUGAGCGCCUGGGGAAGCAAUGGAAUGAAGCGGCCACAGUUACCCUGCGCGAAAAAAUAUCCUUCAUCGCAGGUGUCCUCAACAUCUUUAUCAGUGGUUAUCUCGUCGGUGCCCACCCAGAGUAUUUCUACAUCUGGUUCAGCGCGCAACUGGCGUACUUCAUGCCCAUUCGGUAUUACCGGUACCACAAGAAGGGGUAUCAUUAUUUCUUGGCCGACUUAUGCUACUUUGCCAAUGUGCUUUGUUUGCUGAGUCUCUGGGUCUUUCCAGGCUCGCCGAGGCUCUUUAUCAGCACCUUCUGCUUGGUGUUCGGGAACAAUGCUGUUGCAAUUGCCAUGUGGAGGAAUUCCAUGGUGUUUCAUAGCAUGGAUAAGGUUGUGAGCCUUUUCAUUCACAUUAUGCCUCCAAUGACCUUACAUUGCCUCGUUCACUUGACCUCAGCCGAAACAUUGAAAGAGAGAUUCCCAGCCGUGUAUAGCAUCAAGUUCAGUGACCCUGGAUCUCCAGAGCACUUCUCUCUUCUGUCUAUGAUGGGCUGGGCGACCGUUCCGUACAUAGUCUGGCAGCUCGCAUAUCACUGCUUUAUCACCGUUCGUCGAGCAGAGCAAAUCGCUGCUGGGCGGCCGACCAGUUUUACAUGGCUUCGCAAAUCCUACUCGAAGGCAUGGAUUGGCAAAAUUGUCCUUAGUCUUCCGGAGUCACUACAGGCCCCCGCGUUUAUGCUGAUCCAAUAUCUCUACGCGAUGCUGACUAUGAUCCCUUGUCCGCUGUGGCUCUGGUAUCGGUGGGCCAGCGGAGCCUUCUUGACCUGUUUGUUCAUUCUCAGCAUUCACAACGGUGCAACCUAUUAUAUUGAUGUGUUUGGCAAACGCUUCCAGAAAGAAUUGGAGGAGCUGAAGAAGGAUGUCGCACGCUGGCAGUCGUCUCCCGAAAACAACGCUACGCUUGCCGGCCCUGAUGAGAACGCGACUACGGGAGCGCAGGCUUCGAAAGACUCGACAACCAGUGCAGCUAACAACGUCUCUAAUCAGUCUGGUAUUGACAAAAUUCCUCCUCUUGACUCCAGCGCUGCCUCGACGGGCGUGCAAGAGGCGGGCGACUCAUCGCUGCGUGAAAGGAAAUAGCGAGCUACAUACUUUUUGAGUACUCUUUAUAUUGGUAUCUUCUCAGCAUUUGCUUGUGUUUCUCUCUUUUUUCUUACCGUUUCCCCCUCUUUUUUUCCUUUUUUUGUCUUUCGUUUUUACGUAUUUUCAGCUCGCCCUUUUUCAUCCACCUGCCAAUAUUGAUUAAAUGCGUUGAUACCCAACCCUACCACCAACCUCGUGUUUUUCUAUUUCUACUUGGAGACCUAUAUAAUUCUUGAUCUGUUAGAUAUAUGUCUGCUGUUGUCAAUAAUGGUAUAAAGACUGAA